This is a messenger RNA of Blepharisma stoltei, 2399 nucleotides long. Lineage: Eukaryota; Ciliophora; Heterotrichea; Heterotrichida; Blepharismidae. The record is from the annotation of a GenBank genome assembly.
AUGGAAUGCAUAAAUUGCCGCAACACAGAAUUUUUUGAGCAUUCUUCUGGCUAUUUAGUUUGCACCAUUUGUUUUACUCAAGCUCCAAGAUUUAACACUUUAGUGGAUGAAACCUUUUAUUCAGCUACUCCAACCCCUCUUAAACGUAAAGUGAAAUACGCUACACAAAAAUCAUCGAAAAUAAAAGAUACAGAUUACAGUAAUUUUUAUAUAGAAUUAUCAUGGUUUGAAUAUACACAAGCUUAUAUUCUUUUUUUAUUUACCAUUUAUAUAGCAUAGACAAUGUUAUUUUAAUUUUACUUACUCCCCCCCCCCCCCUCCGUGAGCGAACAAAAAAAUUUUGUUCGCUCACGGAGGGGGGUUAAUUUUUUUUUUUUAAAAAAAUUUAUAUAUAAAAUUUUAUAAAAAAUAUUUUUUUCGAAAUUUAAAAAAAUCCUAAUUUGCAAAAAUUGGGAAGCAAAUAUUAAUUUAAUUUGCAAAAUUUAUGUUUUAAAACGCAAUUUGUUUAAAAUUAAACAGAAUUAGCUCUAGAUUUCAUUAUACUAAUUAUCACUUAUAUAUAUCAAAAUUUUUUUCCAUUAAAAUUUUUUCUAUUAAAAAAAUUUUUGUUCACUCACGGAGGGUGGGUUUUUGGUCAAAAAAUGGCGAUUUUUCUAAUGGUUUUGUUCGCUCACGGAGGGGGGGGGGGAGUUAUAAAACUGUCUUAAUUUUUAUAGAUUCCUAAUGCUAUAUUAUUUAAAAUACAAUAAAUCGCUAAUAGAAAUCAUGCUAACUGCCCUAAUAAAAAACAAAAAUCUCAAACAGGAACUCAAAAGCAAUGCUAACAUAAUUUGAGAAAAAAUUUUAGAAAAAUUAGAAAAUCGAGAGGUUAGGCCUAAAAACAGAAGAAAAAGAGAUCGAGAAAAGCCUAAUAAAUAUACAAAGACAGAAAUAUUAUUUGACAAAAAAGUCAGACAGGAAAUCGAAAAAGUGUGUGGAAAAGGCCGCAAAGGAAGACGGCCAGACAGAUUUGCUGAUGGGGUUUCCACACGAACCUUAAUAAAUGAAUGCAAUAAAAGACGCCUUGACCCUAAGAACUUUGACAAUGAGCUAAAUAUCAGGGAUAAGGCAAGUAUCUUAAUCUAUAUCUACGAAGAAAUGAAAAGAUCUUACCCAGUCGUUUUUGAAAAAAUCGCUGAAGAAACAAAAAUUGAAAAUAAAUUGGUAAAAACUUUUGAAGAGCUCAACAAAGAGCACUCAACAACAACUAAAGGCCUUUCAUUGAAAACUCCGAUAGAGUUGAGUAAUAUUUUGAUUAUUGCUUAUAUAGCAAUGCUUUAUACUUAUGCUGAAAAUUCAGCUGUUUUUGUGACUGAUAUAUUGGAGGCUGCUUAUGAUGGGACUUUACCAUAUUUUACAUCAUACCAGGAAUUAUACUUUUUAAAAUAACAAAAGUUUCUAUAGAAAAGCCAAAAUUUUAUAUAAAAAAUUUUUUAAUUAUUGAUCAUCGCAUAGAUAUUCCAGAAAAAUUUUGUUCAUUAUUCCGCCCUCUCAGCCUUCCAAGUGAGCACUGAAUUCGACUAACUCUAAUUGAAUACCAGCAAAAAUACGAUGUUGAUGUAAUCUCAACUUUCAGAUCAUAUGACACCUUUGCGUUCAAUCUUGCUAUAGCUGAAUGCAAAAGGCUGAGUCUUCCUUCAGAGUUUUCUCAAUUAUCCUAUAAACUAUAUAAAAAGUUUUCAGAAGAAUUCAAUACAGAGUGCUUUAUCCAUACAUUAGCAGUAUAAUUUAUACAGGAAGUCCUUAUAGCAGGAUGCGUAUUUUUAGUUAUCAAAUUGAUAUAUGGGCUAAAUGAUCUGCCUUACUCUAUAGAAGUUUAUAAAGACAGCAGUGACGCUUUUGACGCAAAUACAGCUGAAAAAAUGAAGGAAAACCAAGAUGAGUUAGCCCGAAAAAUAAGCAGCUUUCCAAGCUUGCAAAGGCUGUUUAUGCUGUGGCAGGAUGAAAUAAAUGAGAAAACUCAUGCAAAUCAAGUUUUUAAUUUAACUGAAGAAAAUUUACAAAAUUAUUAUUCACAUUUACAGCUAGCGCUGGAUUACAAGCCAAACCCUGUGUUGGAGGUAAAAAGCAUAAAAAGUGAAGGAAAGAAUUAUUUUCCUAUAAAAGUCUUAGAAAAGCCUAAAUCACUAUGCAAUUCAUUUUUAAAAGAAGAAAUUCAGCAUCAUUUUUCAGAAAAUCCAGAAUAUCCACUGCCAUGCUGCGAUUUUAUUGUCCAGAAGAAAAAAAAAGCUGAAAAGCAAUACCCAUCAGAGUAUAUAUACGCUUUACAUUGUGUUGCAAAGCUGGGAGGGAAUUUUCACACAAAGCAAUUGCAUAAUGUUGUAGAUAAGUUAGAAAGGAUUAUUUUCAAAAUAGACUAA